This is a messenger RNA of Sorghum bicolor (sorghum), 1581 nucleotides long. RefSeq lists its product as uncharacterized. Bases 1 to 1458 code for a protein of 485 amino acids. The record is from RefSeq and is a predicted model, not a curated record. Lineage: Eukaryota; Viridiplantae; Streptophyta; Magnoliopsida; Poales; Poaceae. The transcript is spliced from 3 exons. Gene Ontology annotation, molecular function: glycosyltransferase activity.
AUGAAGAAGACCCUAAACAAGUUAUGGCCGGCGCUCGCGGAGAGCAAACUCGCCGUCGCGCUGCUCGCCGGCCUCUUUGUCGCGGCGGUGAUCUUUCUCUCCGUGCCGACGCAGUUCGCAGUCCGGGGCACAAACGCCAAUAGAACAGCAGAACCUCCGUUCAGAUUCCUAGGCAUUAUUACAGCUAAAUUUCUCAGCUUUCUGUAUUCUCCGUUUGCAGGUGAAGAAAUUGCACCGGCGACAGCGACGGCGACGGCGACCUCUGUUGCGCCUGUGCAUCCUCCUCUGGAGCCGAUCUGCGACCUCUCCGACCGGCGCUACGACGGCUGCGAGAUGUGGGGCGACGCGCGCACGGCGAGUGGCGCCGACAAGUCGGUGGUCUACUUCAUCCCGCCGCCGCAGCAGCUCGCUACCGCGGCGGCGGCCACCUGGAGCAUCCGCUCUCAGUCCCGCAAGAUCGUCGGCGUCCGUGAGGUGAUCGUCCGGUCCCUGGACGCGUCCAGCCUCCACGAGGCGCCCGGCUGCACGGUGCGCCGGGACGUGCCGGCCGUGGUGUUCGCGCUCGGCGGCCUCACGUCCAACUACUGGCACGCCUUCAGCGACGUGCUGGUGCCGCUCUUCACGACGGCGCGGGCCUUCGGGGGCGACGUCGACCUCCUCGCCACCGGCGCCGGUGGCCAGGCCUGGUUCCUCGGCAAGUACGACCGCGUCCUCCGCGCGCUCUCGCGGUACGACGUGGUCGACCUCGACGCCGACGGUGACGUCGUGCGGUGCUACCACCACGUCGUCGUCGGCCUCCGCGGCCACCGCGACUUCGACAUCGACGCGGCGCGCGCCCCGAACGGGUACGACAUGCUCGCCUUCCGCGAGUUCGUCCGUGCCGCCUACUCCCUGCCGCCGCCGCCCGCCGCAGCGCUACCGUGCAAAUCUGGCGGCGGCGGAACGAGGCCGCGGCUCAUGCUCGUCCUCCGGGGACGCACGCGGCGGUUCGUGAACGAGGGCGCGAUCGUGGACGCGAUCGAGCGCGCGGGCUUCGAGGUGGCGCGCAUGGAUGAGACGGCGUCCUGGGGAAGCGUGGGCGCGGUGGCGCGCGAGGUGGACGCGUGCGACGUGCUCGUGGGCGCGCACGGCGCCGGGCUGACCAACAUGGUGUUCCUGCGCGCGGGCGCCGUGGUGGUGCAGGUGAUCCCGUGGGGGAAGAUGGAGCCCUACGGGGAAGGGUUCUUCGGCGCCCCGGCGGCGCACAUGGGGCUCCGGCACGUCGCCUACAGCAUCGCCGCCGAGGAGAGCACGCUGUACGAGAGGUACGGCAAGGACCACCCGGUGAUGGCCGACCCCGACGUGUUCUACAGGAACGGCAGCAACGCCAAGUUCUACUGGUGGGAGCAGAGCAUCCGGCUCAACACCACCAGGUUCGCGCCGACGCUGCAGAUGGUGAAGCGGAUGCUGCGAGAGUGACCCCCUGUUACAUACUCCUCAACUCUUAAUGCACUAACCACACUGUACACGCAUCAUUAUAUCUGCAGUUUUGCAUCCAAAACAUGUUGUACUCUGUUUGAAACGUGGGAACUUUUUUUGUUA